AUGCUCGACGAGACCUACUAUCGUAAUCUGUUGCGCGGUCGCAUCCGCCUCGCCUAUUUGAGUUUCACCAUGGUCUCAUUCCUAAGCUCCAUUGGCUAUCUAAUUUGGUCAAUUGAUUGGAUCAAACAUACGACGAAUUGCGGAAGAAGCGGCAUUUUCAUAUCCUAUUUCGCCAUUGUCGCUACCGUAUUCUACGCGGGUCUCGCCACGAUCGGGCUAUUUCUAUUCCGAAGACCUACUAGGAUCUUAUCGAGAAUCCUUAUCGGAUUCGCUACUAGUAGCUCAAUAUUCGUAAUUGGCAUGAUUUUGAUCAUGAUUAUCUCCAUGAUCGCCAGUUUUGAGCCAUAUUGCCUAAGGGAUAAGAAUACGUUUGACGCCAUCUACAUUAUCAUUCUAACAGGAAUCACUUGCACUAUUCACGUUUCACUCCUAGUUUUCGCGAUAAUGGUUCGAUAUCCGGCGAGCUCACACCUACCAACCUAUCGCGAAGCGAUUUCAGCUACCGGCGCGAAUCGCAUGACGGAACGAAAGCCGAUCGUCCUAAAAGCCACAGGAACUGCAGCAUGGAAGCUAAGAAUUUAUUCGAUUCUCCGAUAUCCGAUGACGCGCACUGGACCCGCCGUCACCGCCGCCGUCGCCAUUUAUCUCAUCGCGUUCAAUGUCGGAAUGAGGCUUUGGAAAGGCGACGAGCAUCCGCUGAAUCGAUUCGUGUGGCGGAUACGCGAACAAGAAGGCAGCUUGAAUCCGGAAUUGCUGUAUAAGAAGAAGAUUGUUCAAGACUAUCAUUAUUCGCGAAUUUUCGACGCUAAAGACGACCCGCCGCAUCUAGGAUAUUAA
This is a messenger RNA of Caenorhabditis bovis, 837 nucleotides long. NCBI's taxonomy places the organism in Eukaryota, Metazoa, Nematoda, Chromadorea, Rhabditida, Rhabditidae. The record is from the annotation of a GenBank genome assembly.